Messenger RNA from Calliphora vicina (urban bluebottle blowfly), 717 nucleotides. RefSeq lists its product as uncharacterized. Lineage: Eukaryota; Metazoa; Arthropoda; Insecta; Diptera; Calliphoridae. The transcript has a single exon. The coding region runs from base 1 to 717 and encodes 238 amino acids. The record is from RefSeq and is a predicted model, not a curated record.
AUGUUGGUCCGUGCUGGAAUUGAAGUAAAUCCCGGACCAUGGUUCUGCACGGUUUGCCAGAACCGACUGCACCACAUGUCAACACAAUUAAGGUACAACUCUUGUUUGGGCUGGUGUCACCUUAGGAAUUGUUCCGGACUAAAUCAUGAAAGGGAGUGGUCGGAGAAUUACGUUGCCCCAUGCUGCCAGCGACGUAGUUCAUCGGCGUCUUCGGCAUCAUCGUCGUCAUCAUACGCCACACCUCCACCCUCCCCACCGCAAUCACAACAACUGCAGCAAAUACAACAACAGCAGAAGCAACAACCAUCGCCGCUCACACCAUCGAUUGCAGUCCGUAGACCUGGGGUGAUAUCCAUAUUGCAGUUCAACUGCAAUGGCCUUCAAGGGAAAAUAUCUGAGAUAACCCGAUUUAUGCGCCAACACAACAUCGUGGUCGCUGCGGUCCAGGAGACAAAACUUACGAGUAAUUCCAGUCUGCAAAGUUGCAACCGAUACAACGUUCUCCGAAAAGACCGCACCAGAGGCAACGGUGGAGGCAUCGCAUUUAUUAUACACAACACCGUGCAGUAUCUUUCUCUCGAUCUGAAUUCUAGAGACCAAUAUCUUGAAGUUCAGGGUAUUGCGGUCAGAUCGGGAGAUACGGAGUUGGAGCUCUAUAAUGUCUACAUUCCGCCAGUUGUCCAACAGGCUACCAUCCCGACAUUAGGACCUUACUAG